AUGAUCUCAGAAAGGGAUUCAGAGACCACCUUCGAUGAGGAUUCCCAGCCUAAUGAUGAGGUGAUGCCAUAUAGUGACGAUGAAACGGAGGAUGAGUUGGACAGUCGGCAACCUGCAGUCGAACCAGGACAAAACCAAAUCAACAGAGAUGCUGAGGAGAGCCAAGAACCAUUGAAAAAAGAUUGCAGCUGGCAAGUUAAAGCAAAUGAUCAACGCUUCUAUGAACAGCCCCAGUUUAAGAGAACAGUAUUUCUGUGCUUCAAAAAAAGCAAAUAUGCAGCAAAUGCAAUUAAGACAUACAAGUACAAUCCUAUCACUUUUUUACCACUUAAUCUGUUUGAACAGUUUAAAAGAGCAGCCAACUUCUAUUUCCUCGUUCUUCUCAUUUUGCAGUCGAUUCCCCAAAUAACUACCCUGUCAUGGUAUACAACACUGGUGCCCUUACUCUUGGUGCUGGGAAUAACUGCAGUCAAAGACCUAGUGGAUGACAUUGCUCGUCACAGGAUGGACAACGAGGUUAAUAAUAGGACAUGUGAAGUCAUCAGGGAUGGAAGGUUCAAAAACACAAAAUGGAAAGAUAUUAAAGUUGGUGAUAUCAUUCGUCUGAAGAAAAAUACUUUCGUUCCUGCUGAUAUUUUGCUGCUAUCCAGCUCAGAACCAAAUAGUCUCUGCUAUGUAGAGACAGCAGAACUAGAUGGUGAGACUAACUUAAAAUUCAAAAUGGCACUUGAGGUAACACACAGAUAUCUUCAAGAAGAAAGUGCGAUGGCAGACUUUAAUGGUCUGAUUGAAUGUGAAGAACCUAAUAACCGACUGGAUAAGUUUGCAGGAACGUUAUUCUGGAGAAACAUGAGUUAUUCACUGGAUGCUGAUAAGAUUUUAUUACGUGGAUGUAAAAUCAGGAAUACAGACUUCUGCCAUGGAGUGGUCAUAUUUGCAGGUGCUGAUACAAAAAUAAUGAAAAAUAGUGGAAAGACAAGAUUUAAAAGGACAAAAAUUGACUCCCUUAUGAAUUACAUGGUUUAUACUAUUUUUGUCGUCCUCAUCCUGCUGUCGGCUGGCCUUGCCAUUGGACACACUUACUGGGAGCAGCAGAUUGGUAACUUGUCUUGGUACCUCUACGAUGCACAAGACUUCAGUCCUCCAUAUCGCGGCUUCCUUAACUUUUGGGGAUAUAUCAUUGUUCUGAACACCAUGGUUCCCAUUUCCCUUUAUGUGAGUGUUGAAGUGAUUCGUUUGGGCCAAAGCUAUUUUAUAAACUGGGACCUGCAAAUGUAUUACCCUGAGAAGGACACGGCUGCGAAGGCCAGAACCACCACGCUGAAUGAGCAGCUGGGGCAGAUCCACUAUAUCUUCUCUGACAAGACAGGAACACUUACACAGAACAUCAUGACGUUUAAAAAAUGUUGCAUAAACGGCCAAAGAUACGGAGACUGCCGGGAUGGAGCAGGGCAGCUUCAGAGUCACCCAGAGCAAGUGGAUUUCAGCUGGAACAUGUACGCAGAUGGAAAGUUCUCAUUCUAUGAUCACUAUCUGAUAGAGCAAAUAAAAUCUGGAAAGGAGCCAGAAAUUCAGAAGUUCUUUUUUCUGCUUGCCAUUUGUCACACAGUCAUGGUUGACACUUCUGAUGGUCAGCUCAAUUACCAAGCAGCUUCCCCAGAUGAAGGGGCCCUUGUUACGGCAGCCAGAAACUUUGGCUAUGUUUUCCUUUCACGAACACAAAAUACUAUCACUAUAAGUGAAAUGGGGAUUGAAAGAACUUACGAUGUCCUUGCUAUCUUGGAUUUCAACAGUGAUAGAAAACGGAUGUCUGUUAUUGUAAGAGAAUCGGGUGGAAAUAUCAGGCUAUAUUGUAAAGGGGCUGAUACAGUAAUUUAUGAACGGUUGCACCCAAGGAAUCUAAAGAGAGAAGCUACAGAAGAAGCACUAGAUAUUUUUGCAAAUGAAACUCUUAGGACACUCUGCCUGUGCUAUAGAGACAUUAGUCAUGAUGAAUUUGAAGCAUGGAAUAAAAAGUUUGUGGAGGCCAGUGUAGCUACAACUAAUCGUGAUGAAGCUCUGGACAAAGUGUAUGAGGACAUAGAAAAAAACUUGAUUCUGCUUGGUGCAACAGCUAUUGAAGACAAACUACAGGAUGGAGUUCCAGAAACUAUUUCCAGACUUUCAAAAGCAGACAUUAAAAUCUGGGUGCUUACUGGUGACAAAAAAGAAACUGCUGAAAAUAUUGGAUUUUCUUGUGAACUCUUAACAGAUGAAACAACAAUCUGCUAUGGAGAAGAUACCAGCGCUCUUCUUCAAACUAGGCUGGAGAACCAGAGGAACAGGGCUGGAUCAAGUACACAUUCCUCUGUAAGAAUGAACGAGCCCUUCUUCCAGGGUAGUAAAGAUCGUGCUUUAAUAAUCACUGGCUCCUGGUUGAAUGAAAUCUUGCUAGAGAAGAAAAAGAAGAAAAAGAAGCUUAAAUUGAAAUUCCCUAGAACAGCAGAAGAGAAGAAAAAGCAAACUGAGAAGAGAAGAAGGGCUGAAGCUUACAAAGAACAGCAGCAGAAGAACUUUGUGGAUUUGGCCUGCGAAUGCAGGGCUGUGAUCUGCUGUCGAGUGACUCCAAAACAGAAAGCCAUGGUGGUCGAGCUUGUGAAGAAAUACAAGAAAGCUAUUACUCUGGCUAUUGGGGAUGGUGCCAAUGAUGUAAACAUGAUUAAAACUGCCCACAUUGGAGUUGGAAUAAGUGGCCAAGAAGGGAUGCAAGCCGUCAUGUCAAGUGACUACUCUUUUGGGCAAUUCCGCUACCUCCAAAGACUGCUGCUGGUCCACGGACGAUGGUCUUACAUUAGGAUGUGCAAGUUUUUAAGAUAUUUUUUCUACAAAAACUUUGCUUUUACACUAGUCCACAUCUGGUAUUCAUUCUUUAAUGGCUUUUCUGCCCAGACAGCAUAUGAAGACUGGUUCAUCACGCUGUACAACGUAUUGUAUUCUAGUCUCCCGGUUCUGCUAGUUGGCUUGCUUGACCAGGAUGUGAGCGACAAAUUGAGUCUUCGGUUCCCUAGACUGUACAUUUUGGGACAGAAAGAUUUACUUUUUAACUACAAGAAAUUCUUUUUAAGUUUGCUUCAUGGAGCUGUAACUUCAUUGAUAAUCUUCUUCAUACCAUAUGGAGCUUACCUUAAAACUAUGGGACAAGAUGGAGAAGCACCUUCAGAUUAUCAGUCAUUUGCUGUCACAGCAGCAUCUUCUCUUAUAUUUGUUGUCAAUUUUCAGAUUGGCUUGGAUACAUCUUACUGGACUUUUGUUAAUGCUUUUUCAGUAUUUGGGAGUAUCGCACUUUACUUUGGUAUCACAUUUGACUUCCACAGUGCUGGAAUCCACGUCCUCUUUCCUUCUGCCUUUCAGUUCACAGGAACUGCUCCAAAUGCUCUAAGACAGCCGUACCUCUGGCUGACCAUGAUUUUAUCAAUUGCUAUUUGCUUACUUCCUGUAGUGGCACAGCGUUUCUUAUCAAUGACAAUUUGGCCUUCCGAAAGUGAUAGAAUUCAGAAGAACCGUAAGAAAUACAUGGCAGAAGAACAACAGUGGAAGCGAAGGCAGAGUGCUUUUCGCCGAGGGAUAUCUGGCCGUCGUUCUGCUUAUGCUUUCUCCCAUCAGCGGGGAUAUGCUGAUCUUAUUGCUUCUGGGCGCAGCAUACGGAAAAAACGGGCUCCUUUAGAUGCAGUCCUAGGCAAUGGUGUGACAGAAGUCAAAGAUGCUUGUGAAACAAGCUGA
Haliaeetus leucocephalus (bald eagle) is the source of this 3759-nucleotide messenger RNA. It is a transcript of the gene ATP8B1, whose product is annotated as ATPase, aminophospholipid transporter, class I, type 8B, member 1. Gene Ontology annotation, cellular component: plasma membrane. Gene Ontology annotation, biological process: phospholipid translocation; Golgi organization. The transcript is spliced from 27 exons. The record is from RefSeq and is a predicted model, not a curated record. Gene Ontology annotation, molecular function: magnesium ion binding; ATP binding; ATPase-coupled intramembrane lipid carrier activity. Lineage: Eukaryota; Metazoa; Chordata; Aves; Accipitriformes; Accipitridae. The coding region runs from base 1 to 3759 and encodes 1252 amino acids.